UGAGAGCAGGAGCGCCUGUGACACUGGGCUGCUCUGAUUCAUGCCGUUGUGGAGUCUCGUUUUGGGGUUUGGAGAACAAUUAAUGCGACCAGACUGGAACGCAUGAAGGAGGAGAAGAUGAAUGUGGAGGCUCUGAGCAGGGCAGAGCUGCUGACGCUCCUCAGUAUCUUGGAGGGAGAACUUGAGGCCCAGGAUGUAGUCAUACAUGCUCUCAGGGCACAGCACAGAGAUGCUUUUGUCCAGGAGCGCUAUGGACAGUAUGAUCUCAGUGAUCCAUUCCUGGCCCUGCAACGGGACAAUGAAGCCACAGAGCGCCAGCACACAGUCACUCAACCUCACACACAUCUGCAGGGACGAGCAGCAGGCCCAAACCCUCUGGCUGUACUUAAACUGGUCAUGACUCACUGCAAGAGGAUGCAGGACAGAAUGAUGGGACAGUUGGCUGCUGCUGAGAGCAGACACAAAAGGAUGAUAGCCGAUCUGGAGGAGGAAAAACACCGGUAUGCCAAAGACUCUGCACGGCGUGCUGAUUUUGCCUUGAUGGUGCAGACGGAACGAGACAAACUGCUGCAACAGUUGGAGGAGGAGCGCACAGUGGUGCAGAGGUUAGAGAAGGAACAGGCACAAGUGGUAAGCAAGGUGGAGGAGUCGUUGUCCCAUCAGCAGCAGCUCUCCUCAACUCUGACACUGGAACUCCAGAAGGCCAGUAGCCAGGCUCAGGAGGAGGCCCAGAAGGUCUCCCAACUUCACACGCUGCUGCAAGAAGAGACGAGCGCCCUGGAGAAGCUCAGGGCGGUCCAUGAGUACGAGAAGAGCAGGGCAGCGCAGCUGGAAGCCAGAUCUGCGAAGCAACUGGCUGACUUUGAGGCAGAACGAGAGCAGAUGAGAGCAAGGCUCAAAGAGGAGGAGGAAAGACGCAGUGAGCUGGAGAAACAGAUGGAAGAACUGAGGAGGAGGUUGGCUGAACCGAAACGAUGUGAGGAAGAGGUAAAAGAGGCUGUAACCGAUGGGAAAGAGUCACCGUCCAAGACGGUGAUGCUCUCUGUCUCUGUUCAGACAGAGCAGGAUGGAAAGAUCAUGGUUACUCCCAAGUCCACCGUACCGCCGAAGGUCAAUGGUCUUCACUCUCAGAGAGACUCUAGAGAGAUGGACCCAUCACAGGAAGGGAGGGGGGCAGAAAAUGGGGUGGAAAAUGGAGCUGGGACACUAUUACAUUCCCCACUUCACCCUCUUCCUCACCCACAUCCUCAGUCUCCCUCCAGCACUGCUUCAUCUUCCCUCUCCUCGUCGCCAAUUUCCUCCCCAGUUCUGGCGAAGCGUCUGGGCAGCCCGGGAUUCCAUCAGUCCUGCUACCAAGCCGGAGUCAACCAGCGAUUCCAGGCUGCCCGGCACAAGUUCCAGAGUCAGGCCGAACUGGAACAGCAGCAGCACGGCGGCCCCCUUUCUCCCAGAGACCUGUCUCCCACCACCUCCUCCACCCCGCCUCCACCAGAACACAGCACGGCCAAGCAGCUGGCCCGCAACACCGUCACUCAGGUGUUGUCCCGCUUCACCAGUCAGCAGGCCGGGGUCAAGCUGGCACCGAUCAGCAGCUCUCCGUUCGGGACGGACUACCGCAAUCUGGCGGCCUCGCCUCCGGGUGGGAGGUCGCCUUCUUCGGGGCCGUUAUCUCCGGGCGUCCGCUCCCCUCUCACCCCUCGCUCGGAGAAGACCCAUCCUCCUCCAAUUCCACCCAAGAGGCCGGGCAUGAGUCCGACUCCAGGCUCGCCGAGUCACUCUGCUCGGACCACCCACUUCCCGGAGCUGACGGGGAGCUGCGGACACAGCAGCGGUGGGCAGGAGGGAGCAAAAGAAUCAGACCUGCUUUUCUCCUCAAGCAGCUCAUGACCACAUCAAACAAGCUGAUAACUAAGCAAGUCAGGGAUAAAGUAACAAUUACAGUGAUAUCCAUCUUUGCUAUCUCUUGUCAAUGGAUGCAAAAUCUAUCUAAAUCAGACACUUCAUAGCUGUACUGGCUCAAACAGAUGCCCCUCCCCCGUAUUUAUGAUUAUGCAUAUAUUAUAGAUUCUUGUAUUGGAUUUAGUAUUAUUAACAUUGCUGACUUUAUGUCGAAUUAUUGUUUAAAUUCUUUAAUUGGAAUAUUUACGUUUUAUUUUUUACCAUGCACUUAUAUUCUGCACCAGUCAAAUAGUUUUCCCUCAUGGAUUUGAAAAAACAACUGUUAUCACAGAAUUCCUCAAAACAGAACAUAGCAGCUAUAUCCCAGCCAACGAGGGGGGGGCGUACACCAGAUACAGAAACCAAGCACAACAUUCUCCAUAGUGUGAAACGGACAGGAUUUCACUGAGCAACUUCUUUUUUCCAUUUAACACCUAAACCGCCGGACAGGAUGGAUGCUGAACGGAUAUGGACCAUGACAUACAUCCUGCUUUCCUUGCAAACACUCCUGCUUUUUGAAAGUGGAUCAGAAAGACACUGUAAAUAUGCUAUUAAUUCUGUUCAUUUCCCAUAAAUGAACAUCACAUAUUUGUACUGUUUUUACGCUUUUCACUGAAACUUUUCUUGAAAAGGGAAAGCACACUUUGCACUGCUUUAUGUCUACACUUUGAGAUUAUAAUUUUUUAUUAUUCAGGGAAGGUUGAGUUCUUGCUUCACCCAAAUCGCUAUGAACCAUUGCAUCAGUUUCAUUAUUUGCAAUAAAUGUUCGAGACAUUCCUGCUUUAGAACAUAUUGGGAACUAAAGAUUUAAAUGUUACCAUUUCAUUCAUCAACUGCCAAAUUAUUUAUGUAGUAUUUUGUCUCGUCACUGUGUUAGACAUGAGAUAACUUUAAUGGGUUUGCUCUUUUAUGUCUUAUGAUCACUGAAACAAAUUAUUUUAUCUAAUUCAUCUAAAUUGGUAGAUGUAAACUAGGCUGUCUGUGUGAUGCAUCUAGUGUCAAGAAAAUCAAACAAAAAAAGCAUAUCAUAAACACCUGCAAAACCUGCAUUUUAAAUAAACCGUCCAUGCUUUAAAGCUGUUUCUUGUCUUCUUCAAAAAAGAACUCUUAGAUCUCUUGAUAGGGACACGAGGCAAAGCUCUGAAAGCAAACGCAGGAAAGGGGAAGAAAAAAAAGAAAUGGCCGAGAUGUUUAGUUCAUUUAUUUGAACGUAUGGGGCAGUACAGCCUUGAACAUUAUUGAUCGGCACACAUUUGUAGCAUAUAGUGAGGGUUGUACACAGUAUAGCUAACAAGUAACUGAUGAAGAGUCAGCCUACCCAGGAAUCAGGAAACACAGAGUAAGACCCUACAGGAGGAACAUCAUAUUUACAGUACAUAACCUUGCCAUAUGAUGACUGCUUUGCAUUCACUUGGCAUUGAUUAAUAUACAGUUUGUUACAGUUAUGAGUGCAACAUUCUAAGACUUCAACAAAAUCCAGCGUAUUAAAAUAGAAAUUUGCGUACAUGGGUGGGAUGAUGGAGGUCUUUACCAUAGGAAAGAGAAUUUGGCAAAUAAAUCGUAGUUCAUAUGAAUGCGUUUUCCUUUUUACAAAGGAAAAGCUGUACAGUAAUGCAGGUGUUGCCAAAGAAUGAGAACAGAUAAUAUGGAUGCAGCAGCACAGAGGGAGCUUUAUCUCAUUUCAGUCAUCAUCGCUUUUUAGACAUGGAGAGACUGUAGAUCAGUGGAGCACAACGGGAAACAAGUCGACACUCCAUCAGACCGAACAAGCGAUACCGAAACCCGUACAUGUGCAACAGAGCUAUGCUGAGGACUGUGCUAUACUUGAUUGUUAGCAAUUUCAUUGGAAAUGUGUGUUACUUGCUAUUGUUUAAAAUGUUAGAUUUUAAAAAGAUGACGGCAACUUAUUUUCUUGAUGUUUUUGUGAUUUUACUAAUCCACCUGAUUUCCAGUUCCACCACACGUGUAACAACUGUGACAUGAAACGUUCAAAAAUCACAUCCGACCAAAGUCAAACCCUGUUAUGUAACGAUGUGCUUGAUUCCUUGCAUCAGCAGCUUUGUGUGCUUCCCUGUGCACUGAGAGCAGUGACAUGUUCAUAGCUCUGCAUCAGUUCCAUUAAAAAAAAAAAAAAAAAACAAACGACAAAAACGAUAUCUGAACUUCUUUCCCU
This is a messenger RNA of Cololabis saira (Pacific saury), 4111 nucleotides long. Its product is annotated as CTTNBP2 N-terminal-like protein. The transcript has 5 exons. NCBI's taxonomy places the organism in Eukaryota, Metazoa, Chordata, Actinopteri, Beloniformes, Belonidae. The record is from RefSeq and is a predicted model, not a curated record. Bases 103 to 1887 code for a protein of 594 amino acids.